AUGGAUGGCUCAGUUUCAAAUGUAAACUCAAGGGCGGCCUUAGGUGGAGUGAUAAUAGGACUUUAUGAGGGCUGGCUUGUGGGUUUUGGAAUGGUAACAGGAUUGACUGAUAUAUUUCAGGUUGAAGCCAGAGCAAUGAUUGAAGGUCUAAAGUUAGCUUGGGCACAUGGUUUUCAACAAGUGGUGGAGAGUGAUAAUGCUCUUUUAGUUGACAUCCUACAAAAUGGAUUAGCUGAAAACAAUAGUGUUGCUGAAGUUAGAAUGAUUCAUACUUGGGUUUCAAAAAAUUGGCAAGUGAGGAUUAGACUCAUCUCUAGAGAUUGUAACAGAGUUGUUGACUGUAUGGAAAAUGAGGCUAGAGGUAGUUUGGAUCAAUUGAUUAAAUUUUUUGACCCACCUAUCUUUGCGCGACGGAUUUUAGAAGCAGAUAUGCAUCACGCGUUGUCUGCGAAAGCUACUUUUAGCCUAAGUUUUUUUCUUUAA
This is a messenger RNA of Gossypium raimondii (Peruvian cotton), 483 nucleotides long. RefSeq lists its product as uncharacterized. The coding region runs from base 1 to 483 and encodes 160 amino acids. Lineage: Eukaryota; Viridiplantae; Streptophyta; Magnoliopsida; Malvales; Malvaceae. Gene Ontology annotation, molecular function: nucleic acid binding; RNA-DNA hybrid ribonuclease activity. The transcript has a single exon. The record is from RefSeq and is a predicted model, not a curated record.